Strongylus vulgaris is the source of this 564-nucleotide messenger RNA. The record is from the annotation of a GenBank genome assembly. Lineage: Eukaryota; Metazoa; Nematoda; Chromadorea; Rhabditida; Strongylidae.
AUGGACACGCGCUGGCUGUCGCUCGUCUCACCAUUUCCGCCACUCUUCCCGCUUCCGCAUCCGCUACCGCAUCCAUUCACAAUUGGACCGUUCCCACGAAUUCCGCUGUUUCCUCAAAUAGCACCCUUGAUCAAAACAGACAAAUCGAAGCAGUUUUUGGUGGAACAAUUGUUACCACGCGACGAUGAGAAGCAACCUCCUUCUCCGCUUCUUCAGUUGCCAAAAGCUUUACCUCCGGUCCUUCCAGCUCAACCCCUAGAGUUUGUCAAUGGCGGCUACGGAAUGAAAAAUCCCCUUGCUACGGGAGCAAUAACGCCGAGAGACGAUACAACAGCGACAGCCAGCGAUCAUGGACAGUACAACUGUCGUGUCUGUGGUAAGAAAUUUGCACUGCAGCGUCUGCUGAAUCGACACACGAAAUGUCACUCAGAUUUAAAACGAUACUUGUGCACUUUUUGUGGGAAAGGAUUUAACGAUACGUUUGAUUUGAAACGGCAUACAAGAACUCAUACAGCGAAAAUGUUUCGGGAAAUCCAACAACAUUCGUCUUAUAAACAACACUGA